This is a messenger RNA of Aspergillus fijiensis CBS 313.89, 3002 nucleotides long. RefSeq names its product putative SNF2 family helicase. Gene Ontology annotation, molecular function: ATP binding; ATP-dependent chromatin remodeler activity. Bases 105 to 2939 code for a protein of 944 amino acids. Lineage: Eukaryota; Fungi; Ascomycota; Eurotiomycetes; Eurotiales; Aspergillaceae. The record is from RefSeq and is a predicted model, not a curated record. The transcript has 4 exons.
GAAGAGUCGCCGCGAGACAAGCUUUGCAGGCAGAAAACCAAUCGACAAUCUCUACUGAUGAGGAUUCAGGAGCAGUGCUCGACGAGCAAGUGCCUGCUGAAGUCAUGGCGCAGCCGUCGGAGAAUACCGUGCAGCACGCUCAGAAAGCCACCGAGUCGACUGGCCAGGGCCAACGACCACGGGUGCCACGAAACAGAAAGAACAGAAUCUCAGCUGAUGAGAAGCGCAAGAGCAAGAAGUAUGGCCUCGAUUCCGCCUUAAAGCAAACAGGCCAGAAAACAGCAAGAAAGUCUAGAAAACGGAAAAGCGAAGACACUACCCCUGAUUCCGAGCCAGUCGAUGCUCCCACACGCAAAAAGGCAAAACGGUUUGCUACUCAGGCAUCUGAGGAGUUUCUCAGGACUCUUAUCACCCCCGAUGUGAUCGAAGAUGCGCACGCUAGUGCUUCUGCACAGGCCAUGCCUGAGUUUGGAGAGAGGGACAAAGAGAAGGCGUUCAGACGAAUGAUAGCUAGUAUUCCUGCGGCGGAUCUUGCCGAAGCGAAGUCGGACCAUAAACGCAUAAUAAUCGCAAGCCGCAAAUUCUCGAAAGGUGUGAGAAAGGAUGGGACAGGAGGUUAUCGCAUCCCAGGUAUGAGAACAAGCUUGUACCACUAUCAAUUACUGGGGGCGGCAUUCAUGCGUGAUCGAGAGAACGCAUCUUAUCCACCCUACGGCGGGUUUCUGAGCGACUUCAUGGGCUUGGGUAAGACAAUUCAAGCACUAGCAAACAUCGUCGACGGGCGGCCCUCGGACCCAGACGACCCCAUCAAAACCACACUGAUUGUUGUUCCAUCACAUUUGGUAUCACAUUGGAAAAAUCAAAUUAUCAGACAUUGCGAUGGUAUCAAACUCAAGGAGAUCGUCACUUACUGCGCUGGACAUAGAUUGGAUACAUUGGACAUCGUUGGAAGCCUCCAGGAAUACAGUGUCAUCAUCACCACGUACGACGAGGUGAGAAGGUCAUAUCCUCAAAGCUGCAAGCCACCAGCGGGGACCGGGACUGAAGAUGAAGUAAUUGCAUGGUGGGAUCAACAUUACGAAGAGCAUCUCGGCCCUCUGCAUAAGAUAAAGUAUCACCGGAUUAUUCUUGAUGAGGGGCACACCAUCAGAAACCAUGGUUCAGCUGUGUCGAUGGCUGUCUGUGCUUUGACUGGCACUUACAAGUGGAUCCUGAGUGGCACGCCUAUACACAACUAUAUCGACGAACUAUUUCCUCAAUUUGACUUCCUGGGGGUACCCGGCACCAAAACCCAUGAAAAGUUCCUCAGAGAUUACUGCCAGGAUGACGAUGGCCAUAUGCGCCUGGUCAAUCUCAUACGAUCAUUCAUGCUUCGCCGAACUCACGCCAGCCGGCUUUUCUCAUUUCCUUUGGUCAAACUACCGGAUGUUCGUGAUGAAGUCAUCAAAGCCGAGUUCUGCGAUGCUGAACGUGAGCUUUACAAUGCCAUUGAAGACCUUUUCAUCCAGAACAUCAAUCAACUUGCGAAAAACAAGCACCCGAAGUUGGCUCAAUACCGAUGUUUCCUGACAAUGAUAUUGAUACUCCGCAUGUUCUGCAGUCACCUUCUAACAGCUCAUGAUGUCAUCAAGAAACUACUUUCAGAAAGACUUCUUAUGGCGAAACUCUCUAGGAUGGCUAAUGGGCGAGACGGAGAGGACCCCACGUUCAUAAUAGUACAAAGGCUGAUCGCGAUCCGCAGCAACCCAACAGUCAUCUGCGACAAACGCGAAGAGCAUCUGGUUCACUCUCCAAAUCUUCAAGGAGAUAAGGAGAAGCUAGUAAGGGACUAUUAUGACUUGAUGCUCCAACUUCAUGAAAGUGAGCAAUGGGACGAACGUCUUAAGAGGAACAGUUGUCCGUACUGCAAGUGUGUUCCCGUCUAUCCCGUCAUCACAUCAUGCCAUCAUCUCUACUGCGAGGAAUGCUACAGUUUUCUCUCUGUCAAUGUGAGCACAGAUGAGGACAAGCCCAUUUGCCGUGUCUGCCAGGGACCUAUUCAGGAAGCAGCCUAUUGUGACGCAGUCGAAGGCUUCGAGCUUACACGGACACAAUCCACCCAGAACCCGCAACAAGAGACAGCGGCUCAAAGCAAGAAAAACAAAUCCAAGACGGGCGUGUGGCGAAAGCCUCAGGGUUCAUUUCGGCGACCGGCUUACCUGAACUCGGAUGAGGAGCCACCUACCGAGCCAGAUGCAGACGAGCAAACAGACUGGAUAGAAGCAUGCGCGAGCCAAAUGCCAUCGGCCAAACUGACCAAGAUCCGAGACUUGGUGGUGAAAUGGCUGGCUGAGUCGCCAAGGAACAAGAUCGUUAUCUUCACUCAAUUUCUCGACUUCAUCCGCAUUUUGGGGAAGAUGUGCCAGAGGGAGAAGUGGCCGGCAACUUCGUUGACUGGAAAAAUGAAUCUGGCCAAGCGAGAAGCAAGCAUGAAGCAGUUCAGCGACGUGAACGGCAACACGAAGAUCAUGCUGGCGAGUCUGAAGGCUGGUGGCAUAGGGCUGGAUCUGACCGCGGCGAACAAGUGCAUUCUGGUCGAUUUGUGGUGGAACGAUGCCGUCCAGGAUCAGGCUUUCUGCCGGGUGUGGCGCAUUGGCCAAACUCAAGAGGUGGAAUACAAGAAGAUCAUCGUCAGUGAAACCAUCGAUGACUAUCUUCUCCGGCUUCAAUCAGAGAAACUGGCGUCGAUCGAUCAGACCAUCGGCGACGAAAAGCUCAAGAGCCGCGACACAAUGGCAGAACUGCUCAACAUGUUUGCAGAUGUCGAGGUUGAUCCAAACGGCGCCUUCAGAUUAACUCGCAAACCCAAGAAGUCGAAUGCGUCCUCGAAGCCAGACGGCAAGAAAGAGGAGAAGCAGAGCGAUCCCCCGGAGUCGGAGUCGGUCCCCGCUGAGUCCUGAAUUCGAAUCUCCUUCUCUCUUCCGGUCAACACUGAUUCCUUACCAUAUACAAAACGAAUCUGG